GUAAAGGAAGGAAAGUUGCAAUUUGAUUUGCCGGUCACCUAGCCGGGAAUAAUUUGAAAUGGACCGCCUAGUACCACCGUACCACCAUGACCAUGCCAGCGCUCAUUCUUCCUUUCCAACUUCCGCCAACUUGUCAACGUACUUUGAGAAAGAAUGCUCGACACUCUGCACAACAUUUGUACGCUUUCUAAGCAAGCCUGGUUCUCCGGAAAGCCUCGAUGGACCCCAGCCCAGAUGCCAGACUUGGGGGGAAAGGUCGUUAUCGUUACCGGUAGCUCGUCAAGGAUAGGAAAAGAGAUAGUCAGGGAAUUGUUGCCUUACAACGCUAAAGCGUAUCUGGCUGCGAGAAAUCCAGAGAAGACAGGAAAUUUUAUCGAGGAACUGACGAAGGCUACGGGGAAGACUGCGAUUUUCUUGAGCUUGAAUCUGUGAGACCUGAGAUCUGUCAAGGUUGUUGUGGAGGAG
This is a messenger RNA of Desarmillaria tabescens, 465 nucleotides long. RefSeq lists its product as uncharacterized. Bases 154 to 432 code for a protein of 92 amino acids. Lineage: Eukaryota; Fungi; Basidiomycota; Agaricomycetes; Agaricales; Physalacriaceae. The record is from RefSeq and is a predicted model, not a curated record. The transcript is spliced from 2 exons.